Elgaria multicarinata webbii is the source of this 1916-nucleotide messenger RNA. RefSeq names its product IDNK gluconokinase (gene IDNK). Bases 184 to 612 code for a protein of 142 amino acids. The transcript is spliced from 6 exons. Lineage: Eukaryota; Metazoa; Chordata; Lepidosauria; Squamata; Anguidae. The record is from RefSeq and is a predicted model, not a curated record. Gene Ontology annotation, cellular component: cytoplasm. Gene Ontology annotation, molecular function: gluconokinase activity.
GGGCAUGGCGCUGCUGCUGCUGGUGGUCAUGGGAGUGAGCGGCUCAGGGAAGGUUAGUUUUCAUUGGGGAUCUGAAAUUGACAGUGCACGCCGGUAUCCACUGUGGGCUCACAGCUGGCAGAUAAGCUCGGAUGGAAAUUCUAUGAUGGUGAUGACUAUCAUCCAGAUGAGAACAAAAAGAAAAUGGCAGAAGGAAUACCCCUGAAUGACCAGGACAGGAUCCCAUGGCUUUGCCAUCUGCAUGAUAUAUUAAUGAGGGACCAUGCAUCUGGACAAAAUGCAAUUUUAGCCUGCUCAGCUCUGAAAAAAAUGUAUAGAUGCAUUUUGGAGAACGGAGAGACUGGUUGUCACAGUGUGAGCGGUCAGCUAGAAGAACAGAAGGAGCCGGCCCCACAAAAGAUCCUUUUUGUCCACUUAGCUGGAUCAAUGGACCUAAUUGCUAGUCGUUUAGGAAAAAGGAGGGGACAUUUUAUGCCACCAGCUCUACUACAGUCUCAGUUUGAUACCCUUGAACCUCCAUCAGCACCAGAAAACUUUAUUACUAUCAAUUUGGAAAUGCCUUUAUCUGAAAUAGUAUCUGGAAUUGAAGAAUAUGUUAGAAGCUUAUACUGAUAUUACUUCAGAUUGGUUCCUGAAUUAUAUGAUCAUCUGAAACAAGAUUUGUUGCAUCUUCUGAUUAAGCCAUAUAGUUGUAUAUAUUAUCUUUACCGUACUUGUAUGAGUAGUACAAAGUAAGAUUGUUUAGCUUGUACUUUACACAAGCUCAAUUUAAGCAAGGGUUUUUAAGCACUAAAUAUUGCCUAAAGUUCUAUCAACUCUGAAAACUGCAGCUGAAGAUGGAUGUGUAAGUUAGCAAGCAGUUUACAGAGCAGCCCCAUACUGGAGUUAUAAUUGUUGGAUGGGAACAGGAUUGUUCCAGUUUCCUUCGCACUGGCAGAGCACAACAACAGGCUGUCAGAAAAAAUGCCAGAAUAACACCAUGUAAGAAACUACCUGUAACCCUUACGCUGUAGGAUGCUGCCUGCUCUAGAGGUCAGGGAUUAGGGCAGAACUGGAGAUAUGACAGGGAAGCAGCAGGCCCUUCAACAACAGCGCAGUGUAACACUUGCAAAGGAGUGGCACAAUUCAAAACAUUUGCACUCAGUUUAAGUGACAGCAAACUUAUGUUUACCACCUCCAAUUGUUAAGCUUUUGCCUGACGUAAGAUAAUGAUUGGGUUUGCAUGACAAUCACAGCCUACCGUGGUUUAUUUAAGCCACAGUGGAUUGUGACACCUACCAGCCACCCUUUUGAAUAUUCAAGCUGCGGUGGUUAGUUGCUGUGGCUUAUCAUGUCGAGUGAACCUGGUUAGGAUGGCUUAUGAGGGUUAAACAACCCUUGCAUAAUAUGAAAAGAUUGUCACAUGAACCAGCCCAUCGACUCCAUUCGGGAGAUUGUGAUUUAAUUAACGUAGCAUGAGAUCAGGAGGAGACUGGAAAUACCAGUUAUGCAUUUAAAAAACACUGAUACUUAAGCAGGCUGUGUGAAUGUAGUUAAGAUGCAUUGUACUGACUGAGCCAAGUCACAGUAUAGCAGUUUCAUUAUAUACACAGAUUCAUUCAUCCUGAAUUAGAAAACUUUAAUCCAUAUCACUUGUACUACGGAAGAGAACUUUUGGCAUUUUUUUUCUUUAGUGAACCAAUAGUCUGAGUUAUAAAAUUUAACUGCAGACCCUCUUCUAUAGGUUUUGUAUGGAAAAACUUCUUGAUGCAUCAAGUUAUGGAACAAAUGUUGCAGACAACUGCAUAUAGUAACUUUGUAAGUGCAUGCACAACCAGUUACUAACCCAGUCAUAUAUGUUAUCUCAAUACUUUAUCAAUGGAAACUCUUAACACUUCAUACAGAUAAUUUCACUGCAAUAACAUUAGAAGAGAGGA